GUUAGUGCGCGCAGGCGUGCGCCCGCUUUGCGCACGUUUUGCGCUUGUACCGUGUUGUAACCCGGCCGUUGCCGGGAAUGGAGGCCUGCUGCGCGAUCACAGCUGCCGAGGACCUUGUGGGAGACCAGAUAGUCCCUGGCGGCGGCCGUUGGGGCGCUCCACACGGUCUGCUGGAUACCUGGUUUCAGAUGCAGACUUCCGAGCUCGAAUCGCUUCUUUGCAAGCAAGAGGGCGCAUCAAUCGCGUCCGCCCACAUGGACCUUUUCGAUGGCGGGACUUCAUCACGCGAUGAUUCCUUCCUGCGGCCGGCCUUGUGGGAAGACAUCGCGUCUUCCAUCAGGAACAUUGACCCUGAGAAUGCGAACAUGCUCGCGCCGUUGGGUGCAACACACGUCAAACUGGAAACAGAUGAGGCUCUGCUUGAGGAAUGCGCUACUCCACUUCUUAGUCCGCUGGAAAUCAAGACGGAGAGGCUCCUUGCGCCGCCAACGUACGCGCAACCCCAGCCCGCGCAGCAUCAUCAGCAACCAGCGACACCGUUCUCAAAAUAUCCACCUUCGCGACUUGUCUAUAUGUCCCCGCUAACGCCCCCCGGAUCUGACCAAGGCAGCCCUGGCAAUUCUAUGCAGUGUGGACCAAGACGAACGCCGCCUCCACCUUACCACCCGCCCCCCAUGCAUCGACCACCGUUGGGGCAUCAACAUCAAACACAUGUCCAGCAUCAUCAGCCGCCUAUGCAACAAAUGCAAAUGCCACCACAACCACUGGGGCCAUCUCCUCUAGGACAUGGUCCAAUUCACCACUCAAGACUUGGGCCUCCGUCCCACUCUCUGAAGUAUAACAGACGGAACAAUCCCGAGUUGGAGAAGAGAAGAGUUCAUCACUGCGACUUCCUUGGAUGCACGAAAGUUUAUACGAAGAGUUCGCAUCUGAAGGCUCAUCAAAGAAUACAUACAGGAGAGAAACCUUAUACUUGCCAAUGGCCGGAGUGCGAAUGGAGGUUCGCUCGUUCAGACGAACUGACGCGUCACUACCGUAAGCACACGGGAGCCAAGCCGUUUAAAUGUACAGUCUGCGAGCGGUCAUUCGCCAGGUCUGACCACCUCGCACUUCACAUGAAACGGCACUUGCCAAAAACCUCGAAAUGACACGCGAGAAGAGGCGCGGACCAGCCGCCGGCGCCUCAAAUCCCUCAGGAUGAUUGUAGUGGAAAUCUAUUUCUGGAAACUGACCUAGACUCUAGCCUGCUGGACACGUUUUACAGCGUAUUGUGAUCUACACAAGGAUAACCUGCAAACGUCACGGCCAUACACUUCGUCGGUCGUAUACCGUGAAAAGAGAAAAGAGAUUUACUUAAAAUUUGAUAAUUAUAAGAAUCGUGCAAGUUCCAGUGUGACGUUCUCCACAUAAGUUUUUCAUACAUAGGUAGUUUCAUGAAAAUCAUUGUUGGAUUGAUUACAAAUGUGAUAUCCAAGAUACGUUACCUGCAAUUUAAUUUUGAAAAUUCACAAAUCCAUUGCCAGUUUCAAGAUUAUUAUGAUCUAAGGAAAUAUAAUUAACUACUUAGAUGUGUCGGCUAGUAUUAAAAAUUAUAAUUAUGAGCAUAAGGUACACAGAGAUUCAAAAACAAUAUUAUAAUGUUUUAAGGAAAUAUUGGGUUCAAUACAAAUUGAAUUUCGAUGUAGAUAAAACUUAUCUUGCGGAGAUAUUGCAAAGACCAAUUUAUUCACUGCUUUAAGUUACUUAAUAUAUGUAAAUAUUCUAAAAACUAAAUAAGUACUACAACUUACUUAAGGGUAUUUGCUCACGACAUCUGCAUUGAUGUUGUUAUCGCUCCGUAACUUUAGUAUUGAUUAGAUAUGAUUAAUUUAUUGAGUUUAUUACUUUUAAGAGAAUUUGAAUAUCCAAGAUAUUAUUGGCAUAGGUUUUAGGCGAUAGUUUUAGUUUGUAAGUGUUUAUUCAAUUUAAUAAUUACCUAGGAGAUGUUGAAUAUACGACCUGCAGAGACCUAACCAAGUCUAGCAUUCAAUUUAAAAAAUAUAAACGGUAUCAUUCUGGUAUCUCUUAGAAACUUAAAAGCUCUAGCUACACUCAUCUUAUAGCCGGACUAAUUUGAGGUAACCAAAGCUGGCUUUUAUUUUAUUCACCCUUUUGAAAACAAAAUUUUCAUCGAAAAUACGAAUUCUCCAAAUGAAUCUCGAGGUCGUUGUGUUCGCUCUCCUCACACUUUCUAGUCUUGUUAUAAAACAGAUUUGAUAUUCAACAAGUUAAAAUAGUUUAGAGUUGUUUCAAGUCACUUCAUUCAUCGUUGUAUGCUUACAUCAUGCGCACAUUUUGUGUUUAUAAUUCGUAAAUAUAUUUAAAUUUAGUAAUAAAAAUCCUUAUUGUGUCCGUCCAGAGAAUAUUGUAUAUAGAUUUCAAGUAAAACAUAAUGUCCAUUUUGAGCGAAUAUAGUGCCUUUACUAAUGCCUUCUUAACUUCAUCAAUAUUAAUAAGAAUCAAUAGUUUUGAAGUAUAUAGCAAAUAUUUUGAUAUUUAUAGCUUAAGUAGCCUUAAAUUAAACCGCACUUCUGUAUUCACGUGGGCAAAGGAUUAUUUAUAAGGAAAAAGCAAUCUGUACAUCCCUUAACAAGAAACAAAAUAUUUGAACAAAAUUAUACAAAAAGGUAUGGUAUGCAAUAAGGAAGAACGCCUAAUGUUUAUUGCUACGAGUACAUCACACACAAUACUUUAUGACUUGCCAAUCUCUCUUGCAUUUAGAAUAGAAUAAUCAUAAUUAGAAUAAAACAAGUGCAUAUUUCUACUUCUCUACCUUGCCCUUAUAUUAGGAUAUAUUUAAAUAGGUCUUAUUAAGCAUAUUUGUAACACAGGUCCACAUUAUCAUAAUAUGUGUUGUGAAAGUUUAAUUCAUAUCAAAAUAGAUAAAAGUUUACCUAUAGAGUAAAAAUCCUCAUAAGAGUCUGAUUAAUUAAAAUGUGGCUUUUCUUUGUUUAUUAAAUGCUUUUUAUGUCACAUUCAAAACGUAAUAUGAUAAAAGUCAUUUCAUGUAGCAAAGGGAUAACCAUACGCUACCGUAUUUGCCUCAGAUUUGUAUAUCUGUGUCUUUUGUGCAUUUUAUAGGCAUGUCGAUCGGAGCUCUGAGCUUACAACGUCGUUGCUUAAAACCUGUUAGUUGCUCUAUGAAUUUAUAUUAAUUAUAUGAAUUUAUAUUUCGGGGUGCCAACGCAUGACGUCACAGAGCAGGGCGCCUCCCACUGAUUUUAUACAGCUCUACAAUUAAAAAUACUAUACAUAAAAAUUAACAUUUCAAACAAAUUACUAAUUCCGUUUACAAAUUAUCAAUACCAAAUAAAAUUGUCAUACAACUUCUCUAUAUGACUUGUUUGUUGUCAUAUUUUAUAAAUAAAGAUUAUCUCAUCUUAUUCCCACAUAGAAAACACGUGACUUCUUUCACAACACAUGUUUCAAAAUAUUAAAAAGUUCGGUCUUGAAGAAUUUUACGGUAAUAAAAGGAAGUUCUGUUUGAGAAAAUUUCUUCAAUUGUAGAUAUUGUAGAUAGUCUUAAAGCCAAAUUAGUUUGCCAUAAAUCAGGAAUUGCCAUACUAAGCGUAAGACAAAUUAGCGGAUCUUCAAAAUUACCGAUAUUUUUUGUAAAAUUUUACGUGCUUUAAUAAACUUUAUUUUAUUGUAAGAUUACGUUACAGUUUAGAGGCAAAAUUCAGGAUUCUUUAUGAAGUGGAAAUGUAGGAGACAAGAACAAUGUAUGAAGAAACUAUGUUUAGAAAUUUAUAGCUAUAAGUUAGUACCAGGUUAUUCCUGUUACAUAAUUUCGUACCUUUGAUUAAAUUUAAGAAAGAUUAUGUUUGGUUUCACGUUUUAUUUAAGUUUAUGAUUAGUUAUGUAUGACUAAGUCAGAUAAUUUAUUACCAAUGAAAAGUUUUUUAUUCUUUUAUAUUUAAGUUCAAUAUACAGGGUGUAGUUAGACCGCUUUCGAUAACUAGUUAUGUUAUAUGGGGAGCAUGAAUUUGUAAUAUUUUAAAUUUUUGAAACAAUAAAAAUCACUUUCUCUACAAUUCUACAUAUAAACUAAAAAUUUCUUAUUCGAUGAGGUCUAUUUACACCCGGUACCGAGGUGUUAUUUUAUAUUUUCAAUAUUAAUAAAUACCUUUAACAAAUUGGAUCUUACUGUAUGAAUUCCAAAAGCCGAAAGCACUAGACUAGACUUGCUUAGUACAUUGAUCUUACCCCAUUACUUCAAUAGAGAUUGAGUUCGUGCCACAUAAUAAUGAUAAGGAUUUAUUGAUAAUCUUGUGAAUAACUUUACGGCAAUAGAUGUCGUUAAUCGCAGGCUGAGCAUGAUUACUCAUCACUUAAAAAGUCCAGUUAUGUUAAUAAUACGCGUUAAGGAAACUGAAAUAUUGUUGGUAAAUUAUGCGAAUCGCUACUGACGAUACAUAAUCAUAGUAUAUGUACCGGGCCAUUAAAAGUUAUACCAAAAUAUGGCUAAAAAUAACGGGUCAUAAUGUUUUGCUAUCAUGCUCAUCAAGUUUUGCUUUUACCACUAUUUAACCUUUAUUUCUUCUAAAUAAUAUAUAGAUUCAGGGCCGAAGAGCGAUUUGGGUAUGUCUAUCUUUAAAAGGGUUACUUUACAAUAAAGCCGAAAGGUUUGGAGAAAAAUAAGAAGCUCAAGACCGGACGCGAUUAAGGCCUACUAUGGGGAGGUCAUAUGACAUUAAGUCAAGAUAAAUUAGUAGUGAAAAAUUGGCUUUUGGUAUUGCAUUAUGAGGAACUACGAUAGUUACCUAGUUAGAUAUAAAAUGCCAUCUCUUAAUGUAAAUAUUACCUACAUCUUAAUUUUUAGACAUUAAUUAGAUUAGUCUCGUCUCGAAAACAAAUUAAAAAUGUUUAAGUAGUUUUGCGAAAAUGUGCUGUAUAGUUAAACAUAAGAAAGUCCAUUUAAAAAAAAACUCAUAAUCUUAAUUGUAUAAUAUGUAAUUGCAACUUCACAAAACAAAUUUAUUAUAGUCACUUAAAAUAUUA
Messenger RNA from Pieris napi, 5040 nucleotides. RefSeq names its product dendritic arbor reduction protein 1 (gene dar1). Lineage: Eukaryota; Metazoa; Arthropoda; Insecta; Lepidoptera; Pieridae. The transcript has 8 exons. Gene Ontology annotation, molecular function: RNA polymerase II cis-regulatory region sequence-specific DNA binding; DNA-binding transcription factor activity, RNA polymerase II-specific. The record is from RefSeq and is a predicted model, not a curated record. The coding region runs from base 78 to 1148 and encodes 356 amino acids. Gene Ontology annotation, biological process: regulation of transcription by RNA polymerase II.